This is a messenger RNA of Suillus clintonianus, 935 nucleotides long. RefSeq names its product GTP cyclohydrolase II. The record is from RefSeq and is a predicted model, not a curated record. The transcript has 4 exons. The coding region runs from base 27 to 779 and encodes 250 amino acids. Gene Ontology annotation, molecular function: 3,4-dihydroxy-2-butanone-4-phosphate synthase activity. Lineage: Eukaryota; Fungi; Basidiomycota; Agaricomycetes; Boletales; Suillaceae. Gene Ontology annotation, biological process: aerobic respiration; riboflavin biosynthetic process. Gene Ontology annotation, cellular component: cytosol; mitochondrial intermembrane space.
CUUGCUCAUCAUGAGCGUUGCAGUGAAUGGCCACAGCAACGGCUCAAGGCGCUGUGCCUGGGCACCACGCAGUCAAUGGAGUGUGCAAUGGCUCCAUUAACCCUGCUUGGCUUCCUACUCAAGUAGUGGACAUCACGCUGAGAACAACUUUCUCCUUUGAUACAGUAGAGGAGUCGCUGGAUGCAUUCGCGCGGGGUGAAGCCAUUGUUGUCAUGGAUGACGAGCGAAGAGAAAACGAGGGCGAUAUCAUUAUUUCUGCAAGUCAAUGUUCCAUCGAAGCGAUGGCAUGGAUGAUCAAGCACACGAGCGGGUACAUCUGCAUCUCUCUUCCUCAGGAGCGUCUUAUCGAGCUUGAAAUUCCGAUGAUGGUCCCCAAUAACCAAGAGCGACACAAAACCGCUUACACCAUUACCGUAGACUAUAAACAUGGCACAACAACGGGCAUUUCGGCCCAUGACCGAUCACUCACCGUGCGCAAGUUAGUCGACCCAACUUCGACAGCAUCUGAUUUCAGUCGUCCGGGACAUAUGGUACCCUUGCGAGCACAGCAAGGCGGUGUUCUGGAACGCCGAGGUCACACGGAAACUGGUGUCGAUUUGUGCGCCCUCACUCAUCAACCUCUAGGGGGUGUAUUAUGCGAGUUAGUGAAUGACGAUGUGUUUGGAACCAUGGCGCGUCGCGAUGAUUGCAGGGCAUUUGCCGAUCAAUGGGGCCUGAAAAUGAUCAGUGUAGAAAUGUUGGUGCAGUUUAGGGAGAGGAAGAAUAGUGCAAAAUUAUGACGGAGGAUACGCUUGAAGUUGGCGUAAUUGUAUCAUCAUAGUCUAGCCAUAGGUAAAUCUAGAGGAGUAAACUCUGGAGUCUGGACGGGUUUUCGCGUCACAGCACGUCACAUUUCCUUGGUCACACUACUGUCACGUUCAAUAUAAAUCAUUGCG